Caenorhabditis remanei is the source of this 1107-nucleotide messenger RNA. RefSeq lists its product as uncharacterized. The transcript has 5 exons. Lineage: Eukaryota; Metazoa; Nematoda; Chromadorea; Rhabditida; Rhabditidae. The coding region runs from base 1 to 1107 and encodes 368 amino acids. The record is from RefSeq and is a predicted model, not a curated record. Gene Ontology annotation, cellular component: nucleus.
AUGUUCCAGACGUACGCUUCAAUGAAACAAUUCAAGUGCGAAGUGUGUCAUAGAACCUUUUCGGAGAUGUACAGAUUAAAACUACACGCCGUUACUCACUCAAACGAAAGACCAUUUAAAUGUGAAAUUUGUGGAAAACCAUUCAAAACCAAAAUCUGCUUGAGACAACACAGAGAAGUCCACGAAAAUGUGUCUUUCGAGUGUUCGGUCUGUAAAAUAAAUAUUCGCCAAAGAAAAAAUCUGUGGAAACAUAUGAAGAAUGUCCAUGAUCUUGUAGGCAAUCAACUGGACACAGCUAUGGAAAAAUCAAUAAAUAAGAAAGCUGCUAAAGUGGAGAAUGGUGAAACAGAAAAGGAACCAAGACCACAACUCCAUAACUUUUUUCCUAUGUCGGCUUCGGAUUCAGAAGAACCAUUGUCAAAAAUCGCAAAAAUUGAAAAUUCAACCGAUCAUUCAUUGAAAACUAGUUGCUAUUCAAACCGUCUGGAUGCGCUGAAACAGGAAUUAAUUAAAUACGAAAAUCAGUUGAAACUGAUUCAAGAGACACCAGAAUCAACGCCUCUGGAGGAUCAGAAUCGGUCUCCGUCAGCAGAAGUAUCCACGUCGAAGGAUGUUAUGGGAAAUCAUGAGCCUCAGCUGUCCGCUAGCCAAGAAUUCCAAGCUGCGCACUUCCAGAAUACAAAUGACGUUUUCCCGAAGGAGUCGGUGCUAGUAGUUCAACAAAAAACUAAUCAAUCUCUGUCAGCAAUGCAUCCUAUUCACAAAGCAAGAUCCAUGUCUCAGAAUGCUGUGGGAAGUCAUGAGUCGCUGCUUCCACAACAGAGAUUUUUUGAAGCUAGUCCAGCAACGCACUUUCAGAAUUCAAACGGCACUUUGCCGAUGCCGACGAUGCCAGUAGUUCAACAACAAACUCCACCAAACUUCGAUGAGGACUCCCGUCAGAUCUCCCAUCAAAUUAUGCGAGUCGCUGCCAACUCAACGAAAGAUCGUCAAGACUGUUUCAGACAACUGUUGUUUGCAACGGUGUUUGCAUUUGAGAGCUCUCCGACCUGCACCAACGUUGAAGAAUUCUUCCGGAUGAUGGGCGAACGAUACGCGAAGAAGUGA